UUUUUGUGUGAGGUUACACACACGUUUUUCCCCACGCUUUCUGAGGCAUCGUGCAGUAAGACUGCUUGAACAAUAUACGGAUGCAUUCCAUUCAUCUUGUCAUCACCCUCCUGUUCCUCUUUCUCUCCAGCGCCCAUGCAGGGAAAGUCUUAAUAUUCCCAGUCGAUGGCAGUCACUGGAUUAAUAUGAAAGUCAUUGUUGAAGAACUGCUAUCAAGAGGCCACAAUGUUACAGUUGUGCGAUCUUCGGAUAGCUGGUACAUCAAAGAGUCACCCCUCUACACUUCAAUUACCAUUGACACCGGAGGUGGAUUUGAUGAGGAUUUUUCUAAACAUUUUGUGUCAAAUCUAAUUGAGAUUCAGCGAGGAGGAAAGUCUUCCUGGGCUCGUUUUAUGCUGGAACUGAAAACCAUGGAAGAAAUCACUGAAAUGCAUGUAACUGUAUGCAGAAUGCUCACCCACAUGUUUGAGAACAAAGAACUGAUGCAAUCUCUACGAGAUGAAAAGUAUGACUUAGUUUUGACAGACCCUGCUAUGGGGGGUGGAGUCUUUCUUGCCCACUACCUUAGUUUACCCCUUGUUUACAAUGUGAGGUGGCUCUGCCAGGGUGACGGUCAUUUUGCUAUUGCUCCUUCACCACUCUCCUAUGUUCCAUUACCAGGAUUAGAGUUAACAGACAGAAUGAGCUUUCUUCAGAGGGUUUGGAAUGUUCUAAGUUACAGCAUGUCGUACUUGGUGGUCGCAGUUUAUAUAGGCCCACACUAUUCAGCAUUAGCCCACCGCUUUUUUGGUCCUGAUGUUGAUUAUUUCACAUUAUUUCAAGCUGCAGACUUGUGGCUCAUGAGACUUGACUUUGUAUUUGAUUUCCCUCGUCCCACCAUGCCUAAUGUUAUCUACAUGGGAGGGUUCCAGUGUAAACCUGCUAAGCCCCUUCCUCAAGACCUGGAAGAGUUUGUUCAGAAUUCGGGAGAGCACGGAGUCAUUAUAAUGUCUCUGGGGACCUUAGUAGGAGAACUUCCCCAGGAUAUUGCUGAUGAAAUAGCUGCUGCUUUUGCCCAACUUCCCCAGAAAGUGAUCUGGAGGCACACUGGAGAGAGCCCAGCUACUCUGGGAAACAAUACCUUACUAGUGGACUGGAUGCCACAGAAUGAUCUUCUAGGACAUCCAAAGACCAGAGUGUUUAUAGCUCACGGAGGAACAAAUGGAGUUCAAGAGGCCAUGUACCAUGGAGUUCCAAUACUAGGACUUCCCCUGAUGUUCGAUCAACCUGAUAAUCUUUCAAAAAUGUCAGUAAGAGGAGCAGCAAAGGUGGUUGACAUUUUCACAAUGGACAGACACAUCUUCCUCCGGGGCCUUCAGGACAUUAUUCAUGAUCCUUCCUACAGAAUGAACAUGCAGAGACUCUCCAAGCUGCACAGGGACCAGCCAAUGGAACCUUUGGACCUUGCCAUUUUCUGGAUUGAGUUUGUCAUGAGACACAAAGGUGCGGCUCACCUUCGUACAGAGUCCUACAGAAUGCCCUGGUUCUCCUACCACUCUGUUGAUGUUGUUGUGUUUUUGCUCACUGCUUUCAUAAUAAGUCUGUUGAUUUUAGCUGCCCUGAUCAGGUGUUGCUUUAGAAUGUGUUUCAAGCAAAAAUAUAAAAAUGAGUAACCUUGAAUUGCCUUUGGAGCGGUUGUUUCAGAGAAAGUAAUGUUAUAUAUUACUUCACGUUAACCUUCUUGUACUCUUUAUGUGGCAAAUGUCUUCAUAUGCUUCCAUAAUUAAGUAUUUUAACAAAGUUCAAUUAUUUUACUUUAAAUAUUCUCCCAGAAAUGUCAAUAGAAAUGAUAGCUUAGUUUUAGUGAACAAACAUCUUCAUAAAAAAAAUACUUAAUAUCUUACAU
Molecule: messenger RNA, 1885 nt
Organism: Osmerus eperlanus (European smelt)
Lineage: Eukaryota; Metazoa; Chordata; Actinopteri; Osmeriformes; Osmeridae
Product: UDP-glucuronosyltransferase 2A1-like
Exons: 2
Coding region: 81-1652 (523 amino acids)
Molecular function (GO): UDP-glycosyltransferase activity
Source: RefSeq, a predicted model, not a curated record